ACGCGGGCACGCACCAUUUUUUUUUGUUUUUAUUUUAAAAGGCAGGCAUAGGGAUGGCGGAUGUGCGGGCAGCGGAAAGGAGGUGGAGAGGAGAUGGCGGGAGGCGUACAGGAGGGCAGAGGUGGAGAGGAGAUGGCGGGAGGAGGCGGACGGGAGGUGGCGGAGGUGGAGAGGAGAUGGCGGCAGGAGGCGGACGGGAGGUGGCAGAGGCGGAGAGGAGAUGGCGGGAGGAGGUAACCGGACGAGGCAGACGGGAGGUGGCGGAGGCGGAGGAAAGGAGAUGGCGGGGGGAGGCUGAUGGAGGUGGGCGGAGAUGGACGGGAGUUGGUCCGAGGUGGGCGCAGGUGGGCGGAGGCCGAGCGGAGGUGGGCGGAGGCCGAACAGAGGUGGGUGGAGGCCGAACGGAGGUGCGCAGAGGCCGAGGUCAGAGGCGAUGGCGCAGGCCCGUUCUUUCAGAAAAGACGAGACUCGACUUUGAACAAGGACAGAUGAUUCAGCUGAUGGAUUGGAGAUGGAUGGAAAGCGGAAGCUUUCCCGAAGAUUCGGUGAACGCCAUACGAUGCUGUGUGCUUCCGUCACUCUGCGAAGGUCUGGUCACUGGUUGCAGCUUAAGGCCUCCUGAAGAUGUUUCCCCGCAACAGCUCGAGAGUCUCUGGUUGGACAGAUAUGGCUUGGAGCUGGAGGAAGGCUAUUUCUAUGUAUAUGUUUCAAUUUUUCACGAUCAUUAUAUGAGCAAUCCAACGGUGUAUCCCUCUUGCUGUGUCCUUACUCAGCCUGGGCUGAUGCCGCUUCCAACUUCAGUCAGGAGCAAGAGAGUCCCGGGCGUCUUGCAGCGUAUAGCAGCUCACAUAGCAGAAUGCCAACUUUUUGGAGCUAUCACUCUUCGCAUUGCGGCGACUCCAGGAACUGCAGAGGGAUCCUGUUGUGAAGAACCAUCAGUUAUGUGGCAUAAAGCCUCGUGGACGUCUGCAAGUACUCUUAUCAAUGACAGCUCUUCUACGGUGUCUACUGGGAGUGACAUGGCUGAUGAUAGCUGCAGUGUUAGCAUGGUGCCAAAUUUAGUCAGGGGUGCACUUCCAAAUAUGAGGCGCAGCAAGCCGCCAUGUUUGUUCCAUACUCGGGAAAAUACAAAACCAUGCGUGGAGCAGUCCGAGUACCCAGACAUAGAUCCUUCGGCCGCAGAUGUCACUUCAACAGAAUCAGCAAAGGUCAAUCCUGCCGAGCAUGACACCGCAGGUUCGGAAGCACCGCCUCCUGCCCGUCUGCUUAUAGCUCCCAAGUUCGGCAUCAGAAAGAACGCACAAGGGGUCGUCAAAGCAUUGGCCAGCACGAAGAAGACUGAUAUUCCGGAAGGUGAGUAAAUAACUACCAAGGGGCGGUUUUUACAGGGUACCGGCUGUGCAUGUGAACG
Molecule: messenger RNA, 1411 nt
Organism: Chara braunii
Lineage: Eukaryota; Viridiplantae; Streptophyta; Charophyceae; Charales; Characeae
Source: the annotation of a GenBank genome assembly